UGAUUGCUGACAGCUCUCAAUAUGUAUAUCCAUAUCUUCCAUCAACCAAUGCUCUUAGACAAACUAUUCAAAGGAUUUGUCACCUCGACCUUCCCACAGAACCAGUAUCUUUAGAGAGUCUUAUUAUCCCUGAGUACCUAAGAAAAACUUUAGAUAGAUCUGACUUCUUAAUUAAUGAUACUACUAUUAGUCAUAAUAGAAUGCUUAUUUUUACGACUCCUAAUAAUAUUCGUUAUCUAAAUCAAUUCCUGUAUUGGAUCAUGGAUAGGACCUUUAAAACUGUUCCCAUUAUAUUCAAGCAAUUAUAUACUAUUCACAGUGU
Scutellospora calospora is the source of this 322-nucleotide messenger RNA. The record is from the annotation of a GenBank genome assembly. NCBI's taxonomy places the organism in Eukaryota, Fungi, Glomeromycota, Glomeromycetes, Diversisporales, Gigasporaceae.